GGCGUACAUUAGGCAGUCACCGACUUGACCGAGGACUAAAUAGUAACUUCACUUCCGCACGAUCAGAGAACGCAGGAUGGCUAUAUAUAGAGACGGUGGAAAGUUUAUCAAAUUCCAGAAGUUCUCUGCUGUUUCUCUAAAUUUCAGAGCUUCUCAAUUUUUUGGGCAUAUAUAGAGAUUUUGGAGCCAUGAAUUCAAAAUCGAUGAGGAUGAUGGAGACUCAGAAGCAUCAAUCCAGGAACGUUGUAGAUAGAAUUAACGUCGGAGUUCCUUCGAAGGUGUUCUCUUCGUCGUCUUCGUCUUCGUCUUCGGUUGCAGCGACGUCGUCUUGGGAAAAUCCUAGCAAGCGCUGUUGUUAUCAUGCGCAUGCGGAGUUGUUGGUUCAGAAUUACUCGAAUUUCAAGAGGAGUGGUCAACCGGUUCGGUUCUUGUACUAUUCUGAUGAUGGGUAUUGGGUUGAUUUUCCGGUGGAGAUUUUUAAUUCUCUGAGAUCGGGUUUCUUAGAGGGCAAGCCAGUGGUUGAGGUUGAAAUUGAUGGUUCUGGAUGUCUAUUUGAUUUUUAUCGGAUGGUUCAGAUUCAUCUCGAGUCUGGUAAGCAAAUUUCUAUUGCUUGGAUUGAUGCUGAAAACAAGUGUUUUUUCCCUGAAGUAUUUGUCGGUGGAGGCGGUGGAGAAUUCGAGAAUUUUUCCGGAAAUCCGAAUACGGAGAUUGUGAGUUCCUCAGAGAAUCCGAAAGUUGAAAUUGCGGGUGUGAAGGAAAAUUUGAGUUCUGGGAAUCCGAAGAUUGAGGUCGAGAUAAUAAUUGCCGGGGAUUCCAAUUCCAACCUCAGUUCCGGUAAGAGGAAAAGACAGGACGUUGAUGUUGAAUCGGAAGGACUGAAGGAAGAGACUCAGGGGAGUUCGUCUAAUUGCCAGAGUCACGGAGCGAAAAGGCGGCAAUGUGUUGUAUCUGAUUUGGGAUCACCGAGGUGGCCGAAGGCAAAAUUGUUGAAACCAGGCGAUAAAGCAUAUUCGAUUGUGGAAAAUUUGUUUUCAACUUGGCUAAGAAUUGUUGAGCCUAGUGCUACAAUUACCGCGAUUCAUCAAUGUCUCCGAACCGGUCCGUUGGAUAGAGCACGGUACCAAGUUUUCCAGAAGCAGAUGGAGAUUAUGAAGGCUGCUAGGGGAGACUCCAAUAUGGUAUUCGCUUGGCAUGGGACGUCUGCCAAAGGCGUCGAGAGCAUUUUGGCUCAUGGGUUUAGUAUGCCCAACAAGAUUUCUGGUUCUGAAGCUCAUGGUGUUGGUGUUUACUUGUCUCCUGCAAAGUCACCUCACAUGAGUGCAAUGUUAUCGGAGGUAGAUGAGAAUGGCGAAAAGCAUGUUAUACUUUGUCGAGUGCUAUUGGGCAACCGUGAAAAGGUUGGGGCAGGGUCUCAACAGUUAUAUCCUUCAAAUGUCGGUUUUGAUACUGGUGUGGAUGAUCUUAACAAUCCUAAUUGGUAUGUGGUGUGGUGUGCCAAUAUGAACACACAUAUCCUUCCCGAGUGCGUUGUGAGCUUCAAAUCUUGUCAAGGCGUGCCAGGUCAAUUGAAUGGAUCAUCAUCUACGAAGCCGGUUCCUCAUGCAUUGCCGUUGGGAGCAAAGUUAUUUUCCAAACUGGAAAGUUCUCUUCCUCCAUCCAAAGUUUGUGAAUUGCGAACACUAUGCAGUACAUAUAAGGAUAAAAAAUUGGGGAAAGAGAUUUUCAUGAAACAGUUGCGAUCAGUCGUUGGGGAUGAUAUGUUGCGUAUGACUAUCCAUGAAAUUCGUGGCUAAGAAUGAGGUUUUUUCAGUUUUUGGUUUCAUUCAGAAGAAUUUAGAGAUUGUUCUUGUCAUGGAUAAUCCACAUAUACGAACACACAUCAAUUUACACAAUUACAGGAUUUUUAAAGAGGAAAACCUCAGAGAUAGGGCUGUUUUAGUUUUUUUUUUUAUUAUUUGUAUCUUCAAUUCCCAACCAGUUAUGUAGUGACUAUGCCUCAAGUUCAAUGGAAAAUUUUCUUGUUUGCUAUUGAAAUGCUUCAAGUGCUUCCCUUAUUGUGGUAUGCAAUUUUGUUCUCUCUUUAAACCUCAUCAAGACAAGCAAGCACCUCUAAGGUUGAGGUUGAUUUUGGUUCUCUCUAGCUCUAUUUCUGUAGCCUAGUGAUUUUAUUGUACUUCCUGAAGAUCUUGCAUCGUGUGAGAUAAUGUCUGCUUUGUUGCAUACAGAUUGUGGUUCAUUGCUUGUUUUUUCCUCUAUUGAUUUAAAUCUUUAAAAACUAGCACAUGGAUGAGCAAAUGAAUCAGAAUUUUCUUUCUGACUGGUGGUAGUAGAUGGCGUUAUUAAAUAUUCAUUUUUCGACCCUAUAUGAUGAGUGAACCAUGCCAAUCACAAGAUGGCGGCACUAGAAAUUUUCAUAUAUGUGGAGGUGGCUGAACCAAGACAACCUAUCUUACUAAUAAGAAGAAAGGGUUAAGGGCUUCCAACGCCUAAAAAUAGAAGCUUCUUUCGGUCUCUAUUUGGAAAAGGGAGACGGGGCCAAAGUUAGAAGUCAGCAAGAAAGAGCUUUGACUAGCCAUGGAUAUCACUAGAAGACUUGAGGGAAUGAAACAAGAAAUAUGUCAGGUGAAAAACGAGAAGCUCCAACGAGAGCAAAUGCUGUAGAUAUGGUGUUCACAAGAAGUAUUAUGGGCAAAUUAGUAUUCUUUAUAUGUAUCACAGAAAAAUGGUACAUCUUUGGUGUGAACUGGUUUUAGUUGUGGUGGAGAUGUGUUCGAGCUACAAAGGAAGUGCAGAAUUUCAAUUGCUGGUGAUGUUAAAUCAUAAUGUAUUAUUGAUUCUGAAUAAUGUGUACCGACAAAUGAUAUCACUAAUUUAUGAAUACUGAUGUCUUCUGACAGAGCUAUACUUGAAUGUUCUAGACUGCGUAUUAUGGAGCACAUUUUGUGAAUUA
This is a messenger RNA of Ilex paraguariensis (yerba mate), 2950 nucleotides long. The record is from the annotation of a GenBank genome assembly. NCBI's taxonomy places the organism in Eukaryota, Viridiplantae, Streptophyta, Magnoliopsida, Aquifoliales, Aquifoliaceae.